AAUAUGCUUGAACAGCAAACAGCACAUGCUGCGUGUAAAUUUAUGCUUCCACAUUUGGACGUCUGAGCAGGAAAGAAAAAUAACCUUUAUUACUGCUAGAAAAAUGUCCGCCACACUAAAAAAGUCACAUUUAUGGCAUCAGCGUGAGAUUAGAAGACGAAAGAUAUACAUUCACUGUACAAACAUUCAUAUACACAUAUACUGUACAUAUAAAAGUACAUAUGCAUACAUACAGUCAUGCAUAUAAUCACGUUUAUUCCAAAAUAUAUUAACGUUGUUGCCAUAGGGCAGGGGUCGGGAACCUUUUUGGCUGAGAGAGCCAUGAAACCCAAAGAUUUUAAAAUGUAUUUCCGUGAGAGCCAUAUCAUAUUUUUUAACACUGAAUACAAAUAAAUGCAUGCAUUUUUAAUUAAUAACAACAUUUUUAGAGUACAUUAAGUCUCCUAUUAUUUUUAAUAUGAUUUUUAUUCUGAAACUAACCAAUAAUCAAUAAAAUACUUCUUACCAAUAAUGCGACUUCUUGAACAGGUACGGUAGGAAAUGGAUGGAUGGAUUAAAAUGCAUGAGAAUGUUUUAUAUUUUGAAUGUUAUUUUUAACACUGUGAUUACCAGCAGAAUUAUUCAUUACUUAUUGGGUUAAGCAAUGCCAACUAAGAUUUAUCUGAGAGCCAGAUGCAGUCAUCAAAAGAGCCACAUCUGGCUAUAGAGCCAUAGGUUCCCUACCCCUGCCCUAGGGGAAACUGGGUAACACAUGGUACACUGACAAAGCUUAACCUAUAGUUACUAUAACAAUUUACAAGGUUAAUAGAGCUGGCUUCUCUUUCUUCCCCUCUAUUUUUCUGCUCUCUUUUGUAUAUGUAUUGUUGCAUUUGAACAAUUGUAUUGUUGAUAAUAGAGGUAAUUAUUGUUAUUAUUAAUUAUCAAUGGUGCUAUUUCUAUUGGUAUUUGUAUUGCUCCAUUUGUAGUGUUAUAAUGCUCAUUGUCAUUUCUGUAUUAUUAUUUCACUAACUGCUUCUCUGCUAUCACUUUUACUAUCAUAUUUGUAUAUAUAAUUUUUGCUGAUGUUGUUUUAUUGUUGGUAUUGUUGUGUUUGCUGUUGUGGUUUUUGUCUCUCUGUCGUAUCCCCGUUUUGUCUCCACAAUUUCUCCCUCUGUCUUCUUUUUUUCUCUUUCUAUCCCCUCCUGCUCUGGCCCGGCUGCACCAAAUGAUAAUAUAAAUCCAUUUAAUAAUUUGAAAUACAAAUAAGGCAACAAAAUAAGUAUCCCACACUUCUCUUUUGUAAAGUAAAUCUGUACAGCCGAUAUGGGAAUCUACAUCUACAAUCUGAGAAGCUGGAAAGGCCAAACAAAAAAAAGAAGAAAAAGAAAGAAGCUGACACAAAGUGUGAAAAGAUGCAAUAAAUACUAUUUUAGUAAACUUAAGUGUAGUUCUUGGGGACGAGAAAAGACUUGCAACAAAUCAAGAAAACAUACUAAAUAUUUGGCUGAAAUAUUGUUAACUAAGUUAAAGAGUUGAAACAUAAACCAGAAAAAGCUGAUGAUGAUGAUGCAACAACACAUUUAUAUGUAAAGGAUGCAAGGGGGGAGUUUGACAAAAGAGACGGCCACAGUGUUUGUGUCCACAUGGCGAGCAAGCAGCUGAACGCAAACAAUCUGUCACCACGGCAACGCAGCCCCCUUUCAGCUCUUUGUCCCCCAACACACAAAUGACUGCAUUGUAUGUGGGGAAAGUUGAGCAAAACAAUCAAAGCAGCAUUUUUCCUGUUGCUGCCUGAAAAACACUGAAGUGCUGACCAAAUAUGAUAAUAAUAUCUAUAUUCGUUACUUCAACUAGGGACAGCACCUAUUAUUGAGCAUGUACAAUCUUUUGCAAUUUGUUCAAUUAAUAAUGGAGACGUCAAAGAAGAAAGAUGUAGGUGGGAAGCGGUGUAUUGCGGCCGCCUUUAGCAACACAAACACAGCCAGUGUUUCCUUGUUUCCUUGUUUACAUUCCCGAAAGAUGACGGUGAACCUUUACUAUGGAACAGAACGGUCAAGCGAACAUGGCUCCCUACCACAUGUCAAACGGCAGGUUUCGGUGAGAAAAUGGUGGUAAUAAGUCGGCUCUUAUCGUAGACAGGAGCAGAGAGCUUUUGUCGUUCCUCCUGCACCUGUCAAAGAGGCAGCUGCGGACUCUCUUGCCUCCUCCCACCGGCCGCCCCCGACUGUCGGGUGCUUCCAACGUGGAGGAAGCAUCGGCUGCCUUCGCCUCGUCAAGAAACGUGGCUUUCCUCGGAGACACUGGUGGUCACCACACCCGUAGCCACACCCCUCCGACCUUAAGGUUGUAGAGGUACGACCAUUUAAUCUCACUAAAACACUAGUAACACAAUAAGCAGAUAAGGGAUUUUCCAGAAUUAUCCUAGUAAAUUUGUCUAAUAACAUCUGAAUCGCUCUGCCGUCUAGUUUUUUUUUUGUUUUUUGUUUUUUUCUAGUCCUUCACUCUCACUUUCCUCAUCCACGAAUCUUUCAUCCUCGCUCAAAUUAAUGGGGAAAUCGUCGCUUUCUCGGUCCGAAUCACUCUCGCUGCUGGUGGCCAUGAUUGUAAACAAUGUUCAGAUGUGAGGAGCUCCACACGCGCACAUCGUCUGCUACUUCCGAUACAGGCAAGGCUUUUUUAUUAGCGACCAAACGUUGCGACCUUUAUCGUCGAUGCUCUCUACUAAAUCAUUUCAGCAAAAAUAUGGCAAUAUCGCGAAAUGAUCAAAUAUGACACAUAGAAUGGACCUGCUAUGGCCUUUGAAUAAGAAAAUCUCAUUUCAGUAGGCCUUUAAGCCAAGGGCUAAUUUCCAGGUUGGGCGUGUCAAAGUAUUGACACUUAGAUACCAAGUCAAUACUACCACACAAAAAAUGCAUCAAUACCUGCUUUUUUUCAGUGCUGUUAGUACAGAAUACUGUCCAACACUUUUUCCUCCCCAGUUCUCGGCAUGUGAGCACUGAGUCAACGGUAAAGAAGAAUGCCAGCUGUACUAAAAAAAAAAAAGAACCAGUGUUAGCAUAUAUUGAUUCAUUUGUGGAAACCUGUCACAAAUGUGGAUUUGGUGGGCCCCUCGCUCAUAAACAAAUGCUAAUGGAAGUGUGUUUGUGUCGUAUAGGUGUGGUGUAACACAACGACAACACACAUCAUACGCGCCUGCUUUGCCAGAGAAUAAGAUAUUACAGAAAUGACCUGUGAUGCAUUUUGACAACUUUGUCGCUAUAUUUAGCAAGUAGAGGUACAUGUUCAAAUUGAAAGAGAUGUGUAUUGUGGCAGGGGGCGUGGUCAGCGCGUUCCCUGCGGACGGGGGGGUGUUCAGAAAUCGGUCAUGAAGCAGCUGACAGGUGAGUGGAUAAUCUCAGCUGGAACGAGUUAUCUAAUCACCUGUUCCUUUAAUAGCAGCGCGGGAGACCAUGAUCGGGAGGACGGACGACACUGAGGGGAGCGUGCUGAAAAGCCAGAACCAAGAAGGACUUGAAAAGAGAAUUGCACGAGGGGCUGCAAAGCCUAAUUGAUUAUUGUGUAAAUAUUAAAAGUUGUAAAAACCACUGAGUGAAGUGUGCGGAAGUCACUGAUCCAGAAGACGAAAAGGUACGAGACCUGCUACAGUGGCGCCCAACGUCAAAGUAACAAGGAAAAGAUGUCGACACCAACCCCCCUGGAGGCGUUAGGUCAAGUCCUGUCAGAGGUCUCAGCGGCGAGCCGGCAGCAGACCAAGGUGGUGCCAGUGUUGAUGGGCCGGGCGGACGCAGCAGGAGGCUCAACAUCCAUGAAGCGGAUGGUGGAAGGGGAAGACCCGCAAACAUUCCUGGAGGUGUUCGAGGCGACGGCGGCAGCGUGCAAGUGGCUGGAGGAAGAAUGGGGAGCGAGGCUGCUGCCGCUUCUGGCGGGGGAAGCGCAGCGGGCGGCGUUGAGUCUCCCAGCGUCGGCCCGCACGCAAUACACCAAUCAGCGGCACGCCAUCCUCAACCGGGUAGGCAGCAGCCCCAAGGAUCAUCGCCGGCAAUUCCGGGCCAUGAAGCUGGCGUCGGAGGGCCAGCCCUUCAUCUUCUCUCACCGGCUGAGGGAUGCCGCAACCAAAUGGCUCCAGCCCAACGGCCAAGACACCAAGAUGCUGGAAGAAGUGGUACUGGAGCAGUUCCUGGACGGCAUCCCAGCGAGAACAUCCGCGUGGGUCAGGUACCACAGUCCGCCGGUUGUCCAAACCGCGGUGAGGCUGGUGGAGGAGCACCUGGCGGUGCACCGGGAGGCAACGCCAACGACCGCCAGGAAAACCCCCCCGACACAUCGACGACAACUCGCCCCACGGUGGGGGGGGGCAAGUCAGGAGAGACGGGGAGGGCCCUGGCCGGACUACAGGCGGCCAGCGAGCAGGUUUCCCACACAGACAUCCAUCAACACAACACACACAGACAUAUACAUCAUCGGGGGACUCACAGAGAAAUAAUAAUAAGAAUAAUAAUAUGUACUCUUGUGUGUUCCAGGGUCCCGGCGCUGCUGAAGGGGGGAUUCCCUCGCGGAGUGCACCUCAAACGCCAGGGCCGGUGUGCGGACAGCCGGGGCACCUGCGCCGGGAGUGCACCGUGAUGGAGGUGGGGCAAGUGUUGCGGGUUUUCGGACCUCCAGCACCCGCCCGCGAUAUGGGAGAGACGUACUGCGUACCGGCGGACGUGUCGAGCCGGGGACUGGGGGCGGUGCUGUCCCAGCGGGUGAAGGGCGUCGACCGCCCCGUACUCUACAUCAGCCGAAAGCUGUCGGACCGGGAGGCGAGGUACAGCACAGUGGAGAGGG
This is a messenger RNA of Nerophis ophidion (straightnose pipefish), 4806 nucleotides long. RefSeq lists its product as uncharacterized. The record is from RefSeq and is a predicted model, not a curated record. The coding region runs from base 3656 to 4462 and encodes 268 amino acids. Lineage: Eukaryota; Metazoa; Chordata; Actinopteri; Syngnathiformes; Syngnathidae. The transcript is spliced from 2 exons.